This is a messenger RNA of Chaetomium globosum CBS 148.51, 1782 nucleotides long. RefSeq lists its product as uncharacterized. Gene Ontology annotation, biological process: protein K48-linked deubiquitination. NCBI's taxonomy places the organism in Eukaryota, Fungi, Ascomycota, Sordariomycetes, Sordariales, Chaetomiaceae. The coding region runs from base 1 to 1782 and encodes 593 amino acids. The transcript is spliced from 3 exons. Gene Ontology annotation, molecular function: ubiquitin binding; cysteine-type deubiquitinase activity. The record is from RefSeq and is a predicted model, not a curated record. Gene Ontology annotation, cellular component: nucleus.
AUGUACCAGCCCCAACCUACGGCGUUUCUCCAGGUGUCGACCGGGUAUGCUAUCCCGCACAGCCUCCCGGACUACACAUUCGACGAAACACCAUUGCGUCUGAGCGACGGUCGAGGUUCCGCUGCAGCAGGAGCGGGCAGUAGCGCGACGAGUGCGCUGCUGUACGGGACCUCCCUGUUCAGUGCCAAUAGUGCAGGUGUCGGCCCCGCACCCUCCGCGUCUGGUGGCUCCUUCAGCUUCCACUCCACCUCAUCUCCAUCUUCCACCACCACAGCUGCUGUCGCCGCUUCUUCAACCAUCACCGCACCAUCUCACCAUCGACCUUCACUACCGAUCUUGCUCAAGAUGGAGCCCAACACCGACGACCUCGUUGCCCAGGAGGCGGCAGCCCGGGAAUACCAACCACAUCUCGAGGUAAAUAAAAAAAAAUGCAGUUCUCAAAUUCCCAAUGCCCCGUCCCGUGUCUGUGUUUUUAGUGGUUCAAGGACCCCGCGCUCACCAAGCCCCGCGCCGCACACACAGGGACCACUCGUCGGCAAGAAGACACCUAGCUCAGCAAUUAUGGAGCAAUAUGCCGACGCCGACGCCAUCUACGUGCAGAAGACAAUGGCGCUGCCGCAAACAUAUUCGGACUACCGGCCUAUUCAAGGAGACGGGAAUUGCGGUUGGCGGGCAAUUGGCUUCGGCUACUUUGAGACAUUGGUCAAGAGCGGCAGCAAGGCCCGCAUCGAGGCGGAGAGGCAGAGGUUGGAAGGGCUGAACAGCCUGAUCGAGAACGUCGGCGAGUUCUCACCCUAUGUGUCUCAGGAUUUCGUCGACGAGACCCUGGCCCUCCUCUCGAAAAUGGCCGCCCUCGUUGGCCAUCGGGAGCAGGCCAUGACAGAACUGCGAGAGGCAUUCAACACACCCUCCAUCUCCGACUCGGUCAUGUACCACUUCAGGAUGCUGGCAAGCUCGUACCUCAAGGGUCACCGGGAGACCUACAGCGCCUUUGUCACCGGCGGCACGGGUGUCGACGGGUACUGCCUCGAGGUGCUCGAGCGCCACAACGUCGAGAUCGAUCAUCUCGGGCUCAUUUUGCUGGCCAACGUGCUUCUCAAAGAUGCCGGCUUUGUCCUAGAGGUUGCGUACCUCGAUCGGAGUCCCGGGCCCGAAGUCAACACAUACCGGAUUCCCGAGGAGGCCAAUGGCCGUCACCCGUCGGAGUUGGGCCCCAUCAUCCACCUCUUGUACCGCCCGGACCACUACGACAUCCUAUACGUCCCCGAGCCGGUCGACUUGCAGGUCCACCGCGUAGCCGGCUUCUCGCAAAGCUACGAGAUUGGGAGCGCGCCAAUGGCGGUGCACAACUUCAACUCUGUUGAUAUGCACACGCUGUCCCUCAUUCCUGGGUUCGCUAACUCUGCCCCGGGACUGGCGUCCAUGCUCGACACCACCCCAUCCCCUCUCACCACAUACAGCCCGAGCCCGGUGUCCCCGUGGGUAUCAUCGCCCUACGUAGACGCGAUACAACAGGCAUCGCCGGCACCGUUGCCGGUACCUACCCCAGUGCCCGCGCCACAGACGCAUCCCCUGCGGUUUAGCGAGUACUGCCAGUUGCCCGAAUAUGUAGGUAACAACACGUGGCGAGAACAGACGUUGCAGACGACGACGUUUAAGAACAGUCACUUUAACGUGGCCCACUACAACAACCCCAAUUUCCAACCGGAAGAGUACAAGCCCGGGACGGACGAGAGCGAGACGCCGCCGCGGGCCAGCGGCCGCAAGAGAGGCAGUGUAUAG